GCUUAAUAUUGUUAUUUAUGUUCUGAAAUUAUUUGUAAUAAAUCUCAUUAUACAGGUAUGGCGCACGAGGAAGGAGCUACCCCUGAGUUGCUAGAUGCUCUCGUCGACAAGCGCCACCGGUCGUACAUGUCUGCGGUCCGUGGCAUCAGCUUAGGGAUGUUUCGGGCUCGUGUGCCCAUGUCGACGAUGCCGAUACACCGUCGCUGGGUUCCUAGGUUACGCGCUUCAGGUCUUCUCCCGAUUGCGCGACUUGUGGAGGGAGAUAUGGCCGACCCUGCACGUCGACCUAGGGACAGGGCUCCACGGUUCCAGUUCGACAUGUCCCUCCUCGCGGCACUUCUCGACCGUUGGCGUCCGGAGACGCACACGUUUCACCUCCCGGUUGGUGAGAUGACCCCUACUCUUCAGGACGUGGCGAUGCUUCUAGGCUUGCCGUGUGCUGGACGAGCUAUGGGUGCAGAGGACGUGGGACUCUCGUGGCGCGACGACCUUUUGGCUCGGUUCGCCGGGGUUCAGCGCAACGAGCUAGCGUUGCCGUACCGGCCCUUGCCUGCGAACCACGCACACGGACCGACAAAGAGGUGGCUUCUACAGUUCAGUGCGGACUACAUGAGGGCAGACGCAGACGACUUUACGGUUGCCAGGCACUUCGAGGCGUACUUACUGUGGCUGUUCGGCUGGGUCAUGUUCUGCAGCUCGCAGGGUGACUCGUGCCCCAAACAGCUCAUUCCUUUGGCGAGGUCGAUAGCUGAUGCUCCACUUCACGAGAUGCCACAGUUCAGCUGGGGUUCUGCUGUUUUGGCUGCGAGUUACAGGGGUCUUUGCACGGGCGUGACGAAGGUCUCAGCAGAGGAGCCCAUUUUUGUUGGGUGUCCUCUACUGUUACAGCUCUGGUCUUACGAGCGCUUUCCCGUCGGUAGGCCAGAGAUGAACUUCGAGCCGUACGUCCAGCUGUCCGCAGACCACGACGACGUCGACAGACCUACGAUGGGUUCGUUGUGGUGCCUCAGAAGGCCUUCUUGGGUCGGCGUGCAAACGAGGAAGUCGUACCACGACUUUGUUGGUCAGUUUGACGCUCUUGUGGACACGGACGUGAGGUGGACUCCGUACACUGCAGCCGACAUUUACGCCCGGGCACCGAGCGGUCUUUCGUCCUUAUGCUUGCGAGAUCACGAGUACUGGAUGACGAGGAAGCCGAUCCUUUACGACAUCCACGUCGAGGAGUACCACAUUGACCGGGUUAUGAGGCAGUUCGGUCUCUACCAGCAGACCCCGCAUUGA
Molecule: messenger RNA, 1281 nt
Organism: Panicum virgatum (switchgrass)
Lineage: Eukaryota; Viridiplantae; Streptophyta; Magnoliopsida; Poales; Poaceae
Product: serine/threonine-protein phosphatase 7 long form homolog
Exons: 5
Coding region: 58-1281 (407 amino acids)
Biological process (GO): meristem development; meristem maintenance
Source: RefSeq, a predicted model, not a curated record